AAUCAUAAGAAGAAAGUAUUCAAGUAAGUCAUAGCUGAAGACCCCCAAUCUUUAGCUGUUGCAAACUGGUCCCACCCAUGCUGAAACGUCUGCACCCUGCUGAUGCACCCUACUUCACGUAAAUACAGCCUCCACCACACAGCUGUCAAAUAAAACUACUGCAUGACGACUUGUAAAUGACAGUUACUUUUAAAUUAAGACGGUUUGCAGCAAUUCUCAUGUCAUGUUUGUGUCCAUUUUGCUGACUCAUGCAUUUCCAUGGUCCGACCACAUCCUCUGAAAUUAACACAUAAGUGACACACAUAUAAGACAAGUGUUUGCAUCGAGGUGGGGUUCAGUGUUCAGUGCAUUUACCAACACAUCAAAGAGAGAGACGAAGAAAUGUUCUGUCCGAGAGAUCUCAGUGUUUUUCUCUCUUGUGUGGUCCUCCUCGUUGUCCAGUCCAGUCAUGGUGCUGAGAUUAUUGGAGGGAAAAAAGUGAGGCCUCACUCGCUGCCUUACAUGGCUCUGCUUGAGAACAAGACACCAAGCUGUGGAGGGAUACUGAUCGAUCCACAAUGGGUCCUGACUGCUGCCCACUGCUCUAAUAUCAAGAGGGUGUUGCUGGGGGUGCACUCCAUAAAAUCCCAAAGAAAGGAGAAGGGUUCGAGGCAGAUCCUAGCGGUGAAGAGUCGCAUUCCUCAUCCCAGCUAUGAUAAGACAAAGAAAGUCAAUGACCUCAUGUUGCUCAAGCUCAGCAAAUCGGCAAAGCAGACCAAAACGGUGAAAUGUCUUGAUUUGGGUAAAACUGUCAAAGACCCAACAGCUGGCUCCGUCUGUAUGGUGGCUGGAUGGGGGAAAACAGACAACAAUGUCAAUAAAAUGUCUGAUGUUCUGAUGGCUGUCAACGUGACUGUGGUCGACAGAGUGAAGUGCGGUGAAUAUUACAACAAAAAACCUGUCAUCACUAAGGACAUGAUAUGUGCUGGUUCAGACGGUAAAAACAAUGCUGAUACCUGUAACGGUGAUUCUGGUGGACCGCUGUUGUGCAAUGGAGCGCUAGCCGGAGUCACUUCUUUUGGACCUAAGGCAUGUGGCCAAAUUAAAAUGCCUGGAGUUUACACUUUUCUGUCAAAAAAACAACUCAACUGGAUCAAAAAGACAAUGAAGAAGUCUGAAAUAUAAUGAGUGCUUCCUGUUAAUGAUUCGUGACCAUGUUAAUAGCUUCUAUUUCUAUUCUAUUUCUUCUGUGCAACAUUCAUUUUAUCCUAAUUAGAUGUACUGUAAAGGAAUUUAUAUUAUAGGUCAAUUGUUUCAACAUUUCUUGUCUGACAUACUCUUAUAGCCCAAUCAGAUGGGCUCAGGUAGCCCUACAUUGUACCCCUUUGAUUGAUGGGAUCGCUUCAUAAUAGUAUUUCACCACAGAGUGGAUCUGUGGCUACACAUGUGCAUCCAUAUAAGAAUGAGUAAUCACUGAAUUGACAGUUCACUAAACCUCUCCCCUAAACAGUGACUGUCUAGUCAUAGUUUAGCAUCCAGAACUACACAUGUUAGGCUUUGGAUUUCUUACUCAUCAUCCAAUUUGUUGUUUUUUUUUGUUAGCUUGGCUUUCCAAGACUUGUUAUUGUUGUGCUACUGUGGCUUGCUAAGUAGUUUUCACAUGCACUUAUUAGCAGCACACUGUUGUUAGACCUGUCAGAUUGCCUGUCAGAGUAUGUUCCAAAUUGCUCCCUCAGAUCGCAUGGUGCUGGUCUGCUAAAGGUGCCACUGACAAACAGCAAGAGGUAUGGCGACGCUGCCUUCAGUUGUGAUGCACCGAGGAUUUGGAACAUGCUCCCUCCUCAUAUCAGACAGGCCACCACGGUUGACAGUUUUAAGAAGCAACUCAAAACCUACUUCUAUGACCUUGCCUUUAAUUGAUUUUGUUUUACCCCUAUGAUUUUAUCCCUUCUCUAGAAUUUGUCUUUUACUCCUUUACUAUGUCUUAACCGAUAUUUAU
Thunnus maccoyii (southern bluefin tuna) is the source of this 1978-nucleotide messenger RNA. RefSeq names its product granzyme A-like. The coding region runs from base 382 to 1164 and encodes 260 amino acids. Gene Ontology annotation, biological process: proteolysis. The record is from RefSeq and is a predicted model, not a curated record. The transcript is spliced from 5 exons. Gene Ontology annotation, molecular function: serine-type endopeptidase activity. Lineage: Eukaryota; Metazoa; Chordata; Actinopteri; Scombriformes; Scombridae.